AUGGCCCGGCCGGUGCAGCUGGCGCCGGGCUCGCUGGCGCUGGUGCUGUGCAGGCUGGAGGCGCAGGAGGCGGCGGCGGGCGCGGAGGAGCCUGGCGGGCGCGCGGUCUUCCGCGCCUUCCGCCGCGCCAACGCGCGCUGCUUCUGGAACUCGCGGCUGGCGCGCGCCGCCUCGCGGCUGGCUUUCCAGGGCUGGCUGCGGCGCGGGGUGCUGCUGGUGCACGCGCCUCCCGCCAGCCUGCAGGUGCUGCGCGACGCCUGGUGCCGCCGGGCGCUGCGCCCCCCGCGCGGCUUCCGCAUCCGGGCGGUGGGAGAUGUCUUUCCAGUGCAAAUGAAUCCAAUAGCUCAAUCUCAGUUUAUACCUUUGGCUGAAGUUCUUUGCUGUGCUGUAUCUGAUAUGAAUGCUGCCCAGAUUGUGGUGACACAGGAAUCACUGUUGGAGCAUUUGAUGAAACACUACCCAGGCAUUGCAAUUCCAUCUCAAGAUAUUCUCUAUACCACUCUGGGAACUCUGAUUAAAGAAAGGAAGAUUUAUCACACUGGAGAGGGAUACUUCAUAGUCACCCCUCAGACUUACUUCAUCACAAAUACAACCCCUCAAGAAAAUAAGAGAGACCUAUCAGAUGAAAGUCACCCAGUGCCAACUUGCAUUAGGUAUCUGGACACAGAGUCUGGCAUCUAAUAAUUCAGUCAUUUUGGAUGGACUAAAAAGAAGACAGAAUUUUCUGCAGAACUUUGAAGGCACAAAGAGUGGUCAAACACUCACA
Molecule: messenger RNA, 766 nt
Organism: Callorhinus ursinus (northern fur seal)
Lineage: Eukaryota; Metazoa; Chordata; Mammalia; Carnivora; Otariidae
Source: RefSeq, a predicted model, not a curated record